Protopterus annectens (West African lungfish) is the source of this 1926-nucleotide messenger RNA. RefSeq names its product kynurenine aminotransferase 1 (gene KYAT1). Lineage: Eukaryota; Metazoa; Chordata; Ceratodontiformes; Protopteridae. Gene Ontology annotation, cellular component: cytoplasm; mitochondrion. The record is from RefSeq and is a predicted model, not a curated record. Bases 248 to 1609 code for a protein of 453 amino acids. Gene Ontology annotation, molecular function: pyridoxal phosphate binding; L-kynurenine:2-oxoglutarate transaminase activity. Gene Ontology annotation, biological process: biosynthetic process. The transcript has 16 exons.
CUUGAAAGUGUUCUGUUUUUGGGAAGUUUUAUUGUUCUAGUAUUAGUAAAUAAAAAUGUAAAUAUAAACGUAUUUUUUUAGAAAUACGUGCAAACUGUACGAAGCAGAAAGUAAUCAGGAUUUCAAGUUUGCAUAAACUAAAGGACUGCUGGUGAUUCCCUGGUCGGUGAGAUAAGGCCAGAAGAAGAUUGAUCUGCGGAGCAGAUAACAUUAUCCAUCCUGGCUAGAUCUGGUGCAAUCUACUGGCAUGUUCAGGAGGGCAUCAUUGAUACUGCAUCAACAUUUUCUGCAAAAGAAGAAUUUCACAGUGUGUGGCCUGUAUCUGAACAAGGCAGCAAUGUCGAAGCAGAUUCAUGCUCGCAGGAUUGAAGGAAUUGAUAAAAAUGUGUGGGUGGAGUUUACACAGUUGGUAGUGGAACACAAGGUAAAUGUUAAUCUUGGACAAGGAUUCCCAGACUUCUCCCCUCCAGAAUUUGCAAAAGAAUACUUCAAGGAUGCCUUAUUUGAAUCAGGUGGCAUGCUGAACCAAUACACAAGAGCAUUUGGUCACCCACUGCUUGUCAAAGUGUUGGCUCAGUUCUUCAGUAAGUUGUUUGGGCAAGACCUUGACGCAAACUUGAAUAUUCUGGUGACUGUUGGUGCAUAUCAGGCAUUAUUCUGCACUUUUCAAGCUCUGAUUGAUGAAGGAGAUGAGGUUAUCGUCAUUGAACCUUUCUUCGACUGCUAUGAGCCAAUGGUUAAGAUGGCUGGAGGGACUCCUGUCUUCAUCCCAUUAAGACUUAAAUCCUUGAAGGAAGGAGUACCAUUGUCAAGUGGAGACUGGAUGCUGGAUCCAGAAGAACUAGCUGCCAAGUUCACUGCGAAAACCAAGGCAAUUGUCAUUAACUCCCCAAAUAACCCUCUUGGAAAGGUUUAUAAGAAGCAGGAACUAGAAAUGAUUGCAGAACUUUGCAUCAAAAACAAUGUACUGUGUUUCAGCGAUGAAGUCUAUGAGUGGCUGGUGUACGAUGGCACUGAACACAUCAGAAUCGCCAGUUUGCCAGGGAUGUGGGAUCGCACCAUCUCUAUUGGAAGUGCCGGAAAAACAUUCAGUGCUACCGGAUGGAAGGUUGGCUGGGCAUUUGGACCAGAUCACUUACUGAGACACCUGAGAACUGUCCAUCAGAACUCAUUGUAUCACUGCCCUACUGUUGCACAGGAGGCUGUAGCACAGAGUUUUCAGAAAGAGUUUGAGCGUUUUAGUGAACCAGAGAGUUAUUUUGUCCAGUUACCUCAGCAACUGAGUCUGAAGCGGGACCAGCUGGUGAGAUGCCUUACAGCUGUAGGAAUGAAGCCCAUUGUGCCUGAAGGUGGCUAUUUCUUGAUUGCAGACAUCUCUGGAGUCAAGGUAGACCUUCCUGAGCCUUCCGAUAGAGAUGAACCAUAUGACUUUAGAUUUGUGAAGUGGAUGAUUAAAAACAAGGGUUUUGCAACUAUUCCAGUAAGUGCCUUUUACAGUUCACAGAAUAAGAAGCACUUCUCACACUUCAUCCGGUUCUGUUUUGCAAAGAAAGAUGACACCCUUAUUGCUGCAGAGAAGAUUCUCCAAAGCUGGAACCUUACCAAUUGAAUCAAAAUUUCAUCACUUAUGCAGAAACAAAACAUGUGCUACUUAAAGUUCUCCAGUCUCAUUAUCCAUUUAGCUUUGUUUUUCUGCUGCUUUUCAUUCAUGAACAAACAGUGCAGUGUAAUGUAGAAUUUAUAUGUGAUCAUUUUUCAAAUUUCCUUUUCAGGUCUAAAAUCAUUAAAAGCAUUGUGAUUAUUUCUGAUAGGUAAUUAUACCUUAAGUGAAUGUAUAGAUUAUUUAUUGCAAUUGAGCUAGCACAUGAUAUUCAUGCUGCUGCUGCCAGUGUAAAACUGAAGUAAAUAGUAAAUGUUUGGUCUUUA